AGAGGAUUUUUAACUUAUCCAAAGAUCAGUCUUCUUUAAAUGUGAGUGGUCUAGCUCCAGGUGUGGAGUACACAGUGCAGAUGAUAGUUGUGGCAUUGCGUGUUCACAGCACGCCUACCAGUGGCAGUUCCGAACAAAACCAGAUACACCUCAGUUUGUCACCAUAGAAACCAAGGAAGAUACAGUAAUGGCUACAGUGAAUGUUUCUGGGAAUGGCAUGUAUGACAGCAUUCAGGCAGAACUGUUAGAGACCAAAGAAAUGAAGACAGCGAACACUAAAGGAGAAGUGACCUUCAGCAGAUUGGUGCCUGGCAUGCAAUAUACCCUUCUUGCUUUUACAAAAAGUGGCAACCAAAACAGCUCUUCAUUACAGCAUAUCUUCUUCACAAAACCGCGGUCACCACGCAGUCUUAGUGUGGUGGUUGUAAGCUCAAGGGUGCUGAACAUAAGUUGGGAGGCACCUGAUGUUGGGGGUGUUGACAACUACACUGUCACCCUCACACCAUCACAUGGCACGGAAACACCAAGAGUGCAUGUGGUCGUAGGUCUCACCUAUUCUUUUGACAAGGCUUUUCCUGGAGAGACCUACAACGUAUCUGUGACUGCUAACAAGGGAUCAGAAACCAGCAUAGCUGUUACUGGACAGAACACAACAACUCCUCUACCACUGACACAUAUACGUGUGUCACUAAGGAGCACAAGUUUUGUCACUGUCACCUGGGACGCUCCCAGUGGCUCAGUCUUUGAUGGUUUUGCUUAUGAUUUUCCUCGCUUUAAUGAGUCCUUGGUGAGACUACCACCUGUUCCAUUGUCCAAGAUGUUUGAGUCACUUUCAGCAGAGAGCAAUUACACUGUGAUCUUCUACGUCACAAGUAACAGUGCUGCUGGUCUUGUGCUCUACAGUCUGCCUACAGUUUUCACCUUCUCAACAUAUCCAGAAUCUGUUGCUGCUCUGCAGAAAGUUGAGGCUACUGCAGAGUCAAUAACAGUCAACUGGACAGCACCCACAUCAGGCAAUUUCAGCAGCUACCAGCUGGGGAUCAACCCUACUGAUUCUCCUCAGUCUAUAAUACAAGUGCCGCUGCAUCGUACUCAGCACACAUUUGAAGGUUUGAAGCCAGGCAAGAAUUACACAGUUGCUAUCAGAACUAUUAUUGGUCAAACCAACUUUGGUCAAAUUGUUCGCCUACAAGCUGUGACCAAGCCACUACCAGUGAUGGAUCUGAAAGUAAAUACAGUUAACUCACAGUCUUUGAAUGUUCGGUGGGCUGUCAACGGAACAAGUGAACAGAACAGCUUUACAGUGCUGCAGGAGAAAGAUGGUGUCAGUAGAAGUAUAAACAUUAAUGCCAGCAGUGGACAGAUAGUAUAUGAAGUGCCAUUGACUCAGCUGCUGGCUGGCUACACGUACAGUGUUACUGUCAUUGCUUCUCGGACAAUUGAUACAGACCUAGAGGACAGCGAGGCAGUGGUCACAGAGGGUACCACAAAUCCACUGCCAGUGCGGAACCUAAUAGUGACAGUCAGUAGUUCAAUGAUCACCGUGACUUGGGUACCUGGGAUUAAUAGCAGACAAGACAUUUAUACCAUCAAGUAUCGCCCGUUGUUAGAAAAGCCUGAUGCUGUGUGGCUGGAACAAACAGCUGUAACCAAUGCUACUCAAUUCAUUGCAUUUCCUGGUGAAGAAUACCAGCUGAGCGUUAUUGCUAAAAGCAAGUUCUAUUCCAGUGAUCCGACCAAUGCUUCAGUUAUUGUUGCACCUUUGGGUCCUGUGCUUUUAUUAAAGAAAGAACAGACUACUACAUCCAGCGUAACAGUCACCUGGAAUUAUGAGUCUUCGUUCACUUUCACCCAGAUGUGGUCCCUGAGGUACUACAACACUAGCAGCAAAUGGACAUCUGACAUGGUUAACAUAACACGCUCUAAUGCUACUACCUACAGCCAUGUCCUUUCUGGCUUGAUGCCAGGGGUUACAUACACAGUGGAGCUUGUGGCUGUUGUAAAGGGGGUGACAUCAACUCCAGUGCAGCUGAAUGCUACAGCCAAGCCUGUAAUCAACACAGUUAUGAAUGAAAUCAAGAAAUUCACAACACAGUCACAGUUCGCUGUCCAGUACACUGUAACUUACACUGAUGUCUUUGACUUUUUUGAAUUCACCCUCCAAAAUGAAACAGAUACAUCUCUAGUUCAGAAGGACAAGCUGAAUUCUAACCAAACUGCUGUUUUCUCUGGACUUCAGAGUGGAAGGGUAUACACUGUUGAAGCUGUGACCAUUAGCAGUAAGGUGCGCAGUGACCCGAUAUCAAUGCAGAUUGUUACAGUUCCUGUGGAAGUGGAAGUGAGUUUUGAGAGUAAGGCUGAAACCAUCAGCGUGCAGCUGGGCAAACAGAAGGACUUUGCCACUGGAUACAGAGUCUUCUGCACCACACCUAGUACUUCCUCCUGUGGCAACUUUGACUGUGGACAGUACACAAAGAAGCAUUCUUGUGAGAAACUUACAGGCAUAUACCAACUACAGUAUCACUCUCCCUCAGCUGUGAACUCAUUUAAAGCAGUGGAGAAUGGGUUUCGGUCUGUGCUGUUGUCAUGGAUGCCACCUUCACAUCUCAAUGGACAUCUGCGUCAGUAUAUUGUAGAAUACAGUGGAUCACAUCCCUCUGGUGGACAGGAUUUGGGAAACAGUCAAGCUUUUCCUGAAACUUCAAGUUUUCUAAGUCUAGACAGUCUUAAAGCAGGGUACACCUAUGUUUUCAAGAUACAGGCAGUAACUGUAGCUCCAAGUCCGUCUGUUGAAGUAAAACUAGAAUUGUCUACAGAUAAGCCCUUGUUUAAAGCUGGAAUGACAAGGGAGACUGGCAAACCUGUGCCGCCAGCAGAGGGUAGUGCCAUGACAGAGAACACCAUCUCUGUGCAGUUGAAUAAUGUCUUCUCCGAUGACAAUGGACCUGUUGUGGCAUAUGCAGUCAUUGUGUCACUUGACAGCAGUCAGCAGGAUAGUCGGCCUGUUUUGCCCAGUUGGAAGGAUACUCAGGAUGAUUCUUCCCAUGUAGUUUAUCAGGCAACAAGUAACUGCUCUGAUCUGUUCCACUCUCAUUCUUCAUGCGGAAAAUCUUCAUCUCGUCAUGUGCGGGCAGUCUCUGAUGUAGACUUUGUGGUUUUCACAGUGGGAUCACAGUCAGCUGAAGAAUGCAAAGCUUUAAAGUUUUGCAAUGGUCCUCUUAAGGCAGGAACAGAUUACUACAUUAAACUAAGGGCAUUUACUGCUGCUGGCUUUACAGACACAGCUUACUCUGCCAAAGUUAAGACAGUUGACUCUGCCAAGAGCUCUGCUGUAACAGUAGCAGUUGUAGUGGUGAUCCUCAUCCUCGUUACAGUAGUGGUUGCAGUGGUUGUCACAUUUUUUGUUGUACGACACAAACGGCGCCCCAAGAAAGCCACCAAGUACAGACCAGCACAUUCAUCUCGGCCAUUCUCAGAGGGAGCUAACCUUAAACGCUUUAGUCGCCCAGUGAGGCUGGUAGAUUUUCCAGAACAUGUGCAAAGAAUGGGAGCUGAUUCAGACUUCAAGUAUGCUGAGGAAUAUGAGGAUCUCAAAGAAGUUGGACGAGACCAACCGUGCUAUGCAGCAGAACUCCCUGCCAACCGCCCCAAGAACCGAUUCACCAACAUCCUGCCUUACGACCAUUCGCGGGUCAAGUUGCUACCAACAGAUGAUGAGGAAGGAAGUGACUAUAUCAAUGCCAAUUAUAUGCCUGGCUACAAUUCCAAGAGAGAAUACAUUGCGACACAAGGCCCACUGCCGGCCACUCGAGAUGACUUCUGGCGUAUGGUGUGGGAGCAGAACUCCUGUAACAUCGUCAUGUUGACACGCUGCAUGGAGAAGGGAAGGGAAAAGAGUGAUCAUUACUGGCCCACUGACUCCGAGCCAAAAUAUUAUGGGGAUCUGCAGGUGGUUGUGCUUCAUGAAACACAUUUACCAGACUGGACAAUAACAGAGUUCAGAGUCUGUCAUGGAGAUAGCUGCAGACAGAUUCGACAUUUCCAUUACAAAGCUUGGCCAGAUUUUGGAGUGCCAAAGCAUCAUACUUCUCUAAUACGAUUUGUUCGUACUGUGAGAGACAAACUGAUUAAGGAUGGUGGCCCAAUCGUAACUCAUUGCAGUGCGGGCGUUGGGAGAUCAGGAACAUUCAUUGUUUUGGAUCACGUCCUACAACUUAUUAAAGAAAAAGAGGAAGUGGACAUAUUUAACAUUGUUUACAAUCUUCGGCGGGAGCGUGUCCUCAUGGUGCAGACAGAGCAACAGUAUAAGUUUAUCCACGAAUGCCUAGCAUGUGUUUUGGAAGGACGUGAAGAUGAGGCCAUAUACGCCAACAUUGGACGAAUAAACAUUGGCUUUGAAGGUGACAUGGAGAAAAUGUCCUGGUCCUCUGAUUUGCUCACAAGACCCUCUCUCCUCCUCCUUGAUGACGAAGGCAUUAACGUGGAGGUUCCGACCUGAAGUUCCCAAGCAGCUGAAGAUUGUUGUGAUCUUUAUGUCUGCAAGUGUUCUUCAGUCCUCUGAGUUGAUUUUGAACUUAAAGAUUUCAGUAUUUGCUAUGAAAUGCAACCAAAAUGUAAUAUUUAGAGAUUCUUAAAAGUAAAAUUGCCAGCAGUGUUAACAGUAUAGGGAAUAUGAGUUGGAUUUUUUGGAGCAAAGAUAAAUAUUACCGUUUGUGACAGCACGUUGUUUUAGGUGUUGCUAUGCUCUAUAAUUUGUCCAAAAUCAUAACAAAAAUUGUUUCUGAGAACAUAUGGAGAGACUAUUGGUCAGUGACCCCUUUGUGUGGUGUAUGGCUGCAUGCAUAGAUACUAAAACAAAGCAUUUUGACAGAUAUGCUUUAACAGUAAAUCCACUGGCUUUAAAUUUAUGAUUUAUAAUUAACAGAUUAAUACAUAAUAGUAAACUACUAGUUACCAUAUUUUGAAGACAACUCAAACUUAGGAAUCACGAAUUGCAAGUUGAGGGCAGAAGCUAAAAAUGUGAAAAUGUUUGUGCUGGAUAAAUUAUGGAAUAAAUGAUAAAGAAAAUCAUAUUCAAUUGUAAAUGAAAACUUUGCAGCACAUACAUUAGUUUUUUUAAAACCCAAUGUUAUCUUUAGUAGAUGAUUAAAUGGUGAGAGACAAAGAUUUCUAUCUUUGAGACAGAUCCAGCCAUGUAAUUGUGAGACUGUCAGACAUCCAUGUCUCAGAAAGUUUCUUCAUGGAGAUUUUACAUAAUCUAUUUGAGGUCUUUUUUUUCUGCAAGUGAUAGUGCAAUCAUUAAUGUUCCAGGAAUUGGCUUAUCGAAAGAUAUUUGUUGAUUUUAUAAGCUGUUGGUAUUGUGUUCAUUGUUGUAUGAGACUUGAAGAAAGUUUCCAGUCAGAUCUUUUGCGCUGAUGUACAUUCGCUUUCUAUUCAAGUUUUUGGUACCAGUGAAAAUGUUUUUCAAGUUUAUGUGCAUAUGCAUGGAAAUCAUGUGAACAUAUAAUUUCUGCUUGUGCCUUAUGUACAACUGGGGACAGCAAGCUGUCAGUAGAUUUUACAACCCAUUUUUACCUCUUUAUGAUUUUGAUGAAACUGUUGAAGAGUAGGUUUGUUUUGUACACUACCAAAGAACAGUGAAACAUUCCUUUUAAAAGUUGACUUUUGCAAUCGUUACUACACGCACAAACUUAAUCUGAAUGGUGUUAUGUGGUGAAACACUGCACACGUGUUGUCAAGUGUUUGCACAUUUGAAUGCAAGUGUUUUCUCAAGUAACAGAAGGUGAUUUGGGAAUAGAACAUAUCAAAAUAUUUUGGAUAAAGUACUUAAUUUUUUUUAAGGCAAAGAAAGUCAUUUUCAUUUCAGUCAUUUUUACUUUUUGAUGACAGAACAGUUCAUAGUAUAUUUUGUAUAUACCAUAAAAGGUGGGCUUAUUCAUCUGACCAAGACAAAUUUACAAUGCAGACUUGUGGCAUAAGUACACAUAAAGUGCUUACCAUCUUUAGUGUCACUGCCACAUUUUAUCUGUUUAUUUCACCUGAUCAUAGUUGUGCUGUUUAUGAGAGAUAAUCAAAUUCGUAAAACCUCUGUGUGCAUGAAGUGCAGGAACUCUAAAGCCAGUUGAAAACAUUUUAUAUUAGAAAAAUUGUGCAUAUACAUGGCCAGACAGAUUAAUUCAGGGUGCAUGAGAGUCUGCGCAAUAACAUGUCCAAGUAGGCUGUAAACACAAAUUUCAUUUUGUACUUAAAAAUGUUGGUAUUUGCUUUUUAAACUUUUUUCAAAGCACUAACACACAGUGUUAAAGCAAGUUGAAAAAAUUUUCUAUGAGAAAAAUUGUGCAUAUACAGAGCCAGAAAAAUUAAUCCAAGGUGCAUGAGGGUCUGCGCAAUAACAUGUUCAAUGGGGUGUAAAUACAAAUUUCAUUUUGUACUUAAAAAUGUUGGUAUUUGUUUCUUUUUUUAACACUGUACACAUUUUUGAAAACCAAGAAGAAUAGAUUUCCACUGCUUGGCUUCAAGUUUACUGCUGAAACUCAAAAAAAUUUAAUAAUAAUGAUAAAGUGAACCUAUAUAGUGCCAUAUCCCAGCCCUAUGGGCAAGCUCAUAGUGCUUUACAAAGAACAAUGAACAAGUCUUUAUUUAUGAGGGUAACAAAAUGAGCAAAAGUUAUGCUUUUUUACGUAUAGCCCUUGGACUAAUUAGUAGAAAUUAAAACAUUACAUUAAUUCAAAACAAGGUAAUAAAAACAGAGACAUUGUGAUGUGUACAAACAUGACGGUUGAUAUCUGAAUUGACAGUUUUUGUUUUAUUAUUAGCUAGAAUACUAUCAACAAAUGUACGAGUUUGCUUUGUCAGUAUGAUUAAGCUGGGUAGGACACCUCUGUAGGUUGUCAAAGGGUUUGGAAAAGGUGUUGUAGGAGUUCCACUUUGAAUUUUUACAGACUGGAUACCAUUGUUUGAUGGGGCAGAAGGUUGUUCCAAAGAACACUGCCAGAAUAUUUUAGGUUCGUCUUGAAUAGGCCAGUUUUCAGUAUGGGGAUAUCUAGUUUGAGAGAUCCUUUGAUGCUUAGUACUGACAUGCACAGGGCAAUGAAAAUAUUGUGACAAGAAUUUUGAUGAACUCUAGUGGGGUUAUUUCAUUUUUUAAAGCAUUCCAUCUUGUGUCAUCACUUUAAAAAGGUCACAGGUCAGAUCUUUUGUUUGGUUCAGUAGUGAUAUGGCACAUGUGAGUGAGAGAGGCCAUCAAUCAGCUCAACAGCAUGAGUGACACACAGUUGAUAGGUUCCAGAACAUGACAUACAGUUGAUAGACUCCAGUACAAGUCUUCUGUCACUGCUUGUACUACCUGAUUAUAAUCAAACUUUUUUUAGUAACUAUUUUCAGACAAUUGAAACAGUAAAUAAUGCUUCUCUGUAUAUUAUAUUUUGGCAAUGCACUUUUUUGUGGAUGGUGAUGGUUGUUUAAAAGAGUCAAAACUUUGUAUGUUUGCACCUGCUUUGAUAGAAACUUGCUGGUUUCCCCAUUACUAAUCAACAUAUUUUAAAAGCAUGGAAAAAAUCAGCUGUCGGUUGUAAAAUUUUCAAUUUGAUUCAGCUGGACUACGUAAAAUGUAUAAAAUGUUUACAAUUAUGGAGAGUACUUUCAGAAAGAAAUUUUUAUGUGAAUAAUAGUGGAUCAUUUUUUUUGAAGGUUAAACAUAUCUCUUUACAUUUUACAUAUUCAUAUAUCAUUUUCUAUCAAAUGCGAAACAUACUUCAAUGAAGUGCAUGAAAUGAAUGCCUAUGGUCUGGGGGUAAAAAUGAACUUUGACAGAUAUUGUUAGUUCUGACAUGACAAAAAAAAAAAAAAGACUUUAUAACAAGAGAUUUCAAUGAAGAUAUUUGUUCUGAAAUCUGAAUUUUGGGAAAAAAAACUCGGCAGUGAUAGAAUGCUUUAAUGAGCAGCAUACUUUCAAUAAGCCGCUGUUUAGGCUGGGAUCAUUUUUAGAGUCACCAGAAAUUCAUUUAGAAAGGCAGCAGUGUUUAAAUGCUUGUGGCCAGUGUUUUGCUGGUACCAAAUGUUAGAAUGUUUCAGGACAAUUGCUGCGUGUGACACUGUCUUACAUUAUCCAUCCUCUUAUUUCAUCCUUCCUUUGUAAAAAGCCAGCAAUUAUUGGAGACAGCUUUUGCUGUCACAACUUCUGCUUAUUUCUUAAUCUUCUUUUUCCCCAAUUGAAGCAUAAAGCACCAACAAAUCUUCUCCAUCCAUCUUGGUUAUGAGUAAGACAGCCAACUUUGUUUCAGGCAUUGCCCAUCACUUGACCUUGACAAUUCAUUGCUACAUACCCAGUGGCCUGACUGUCCCUGCCCUUGGUGGUGCACACCAUAGGCAGCAUGUGGAUGCCUUGUUUUACUCAUCUGCAGAAUGUAUCCCAGACCCUUUCAUCACCUUUGUUCACCUCCUCUGUGGUGAUGUUGAUAACCAUACAUCUUCUCAGUUUUUCAUUGGUAACUCACUGUUCCCAGGAAAUCGGAAAGUUUGAUGAAGGCCUUGUCCACUAAAGCCUUUGAGCUGGCUCUUGAUCUUCUUGUUGGUUCUCCUGGUUUUUGAGGCAUUUAGGAGAACUGAAUGGAUCUAGUGUAGAUAUUCAGUUUAAUAUUGGUCUUUAAGUGUGCUGAUCUCCAGAUAUCCUGCAACCUGUUGAAUACUUGUGAUGUGAGACUAGCUCAAGUGGAGAUUUCCUUUUGAUAUUGCUGUCAGCUGAGAUGUAACUACCAAGACACUUUAAGUCCUGCUUUUCCAUCCAACUGUACACCACAUACUUUAAUUUUUGCUUUGCUCUUGUUUUGACUUUCAUCACAGUGGUCUUGUGAGAAUGCAUCUUGGGAGUCACUCUUUUUGCCACCUUGUUGACACAGUCUUCUUCUGGAUGUCUUUUUCAACAUGUGAAAGCAGAGUGAUGUUGUCUGCAAAGUCAGUCUUCCAAUAAGACAGUCUCCAUUUAAACCCUCUUGGUCUUUUUCCAGCUGCUCUUUUUCGUCACCCAGUUGAUAAUGAGGAAGAGAAUUGGCGAGAUCAUGCAUCCCUGCCUGACUCCCAUCCUCACAUGGAACCACUCACUUUGCUGCUCAUCAUGAUGCACACAUUGUUGGUGUACAUGAACACGUAAGCUUCUAGUCAUGUAAUAAUUUCUAGCCGUCAAUAUUAGGGUGACAGUGAAGUCAGAUGAAUUUAUUAUUCUGUCUUAGUAAGCAUGCCUAGAAUUUUAGUAAUCUGUUAACAUUGUUAUUAUUUAUUAUUAUUUUUUUAUUUAUUUUUUUGUUCCUAGUCAUUCAGAUGGCAUGUUUGAAUUUAAGAGAUUAUUUUGCUUAUAAACGACAGUUUAUUUUAAGUCAUUUUUCACUUAGUCAACUUUUGGACAAACCAUCACAGAAGUUUCUAGAAACAGUGUAUAUAAGGCUUUAUUUUAUAUGGGGUAAAUCUUAUAUAUCACCCCAUGCUUAAACAGGAAACAAAAUUAAAUAGGACAUGGUUCCUUUGUACAGAUCAUCUUUAGGCCUUGUACCAAGAAAACACGUGAAGUAAGAAUGUCUGGCUAAAAUAGUAGAUGGUCAGAGGGCAUUAACACAUAACAGCAGCCACUCUCUAACAGUAUAUAUUACUAGUCAAAGUCAUGAACUUCUGCAAAAUGGGCAUUUGAAAUUUGUGAUGAAUCUCAGCUACUAAACGCAGUUACAUAUUUGAAUUGUGCGACCGAGUGAGACAGAAUUGACUUUUGUCCACAUUUUUUUUCACUUGGGUCUCUUGUGAAUAGGCAUAAAGAUUAUGUCUUAUAGAUAUGUAACAACUUCAAAGAUCAAUAUAAAAACUUUUCUCAACCUGCAUGUUCGUUUUUUGGUACUCUUACAAGACAGUAUGAAUGCUGUUAAAACAGCUAGAAAUUUGACACAACUGUUGAUAUUACAGAAUUUUGCAUCAGUGAAGAUCUUUAUAUCAAAUUUUAUUGUAGACUUGAACUUUGCAAUAUUUUUUGUUGUUGCAUGUCUCCUUUUAUUGAUGAUGCAACAGUUUCAGUGUUUUUGUAUAUGCUAUCAAUUUUAAUAAAUGCCAUGAUGGGUCAUUUUUAUGUGUUAAUAAAUCUGCUGAAAACAUGAUUAUGUGUAUGGAUGUAAUAAAGGCUUGUAACAAAGAAAUGGAAAAAUGGUUGCUAGACAAAGAGACUUCUAAAAAACACAUCCUGCAGUAUAUGAAUGGUAGUGAAAUACAAGUUUCACUUAAUUUCAAAAAAUAUUUUUUACACCAUUGUAUAUUGGAAAUUAAUGGUUGUUAGUACUUAAAGGAAAUGUGACUUGUACAUAGGUGCACAGCAUACAGUGAAGUACAGGGCAAGAUAUAUUGCUUCAGAUGAAGGAUGAAGCCUUCGUGAAGAGCUUAGGAUUCACUCAAGAAUAUUGUGAUGUGUAUUCUUUUGACUUAUUUUGUACCAUAUGAGAGUUUACUUUUAUAUGUGCAAAGUUAUUAAAGUAAUAAAAUAUAAAACACAAAAA
Molecule: messenger RNA, 10526 nt
Organism: Pomacea canaliculata
Lineage: Eukaryota; Metazoa; Mollusca; Gastropoda; Architaenioglossa; Ampullariidae
Product: tyrosine-protein phosphatase 10D-like
Exons: 28
Coding region: 188-4498 (1436 amino acids)
Biological process (GO): protein dephosphorylation
Molecular function (GO): protein tyrosine phosphatase activity; protein binding
Source: RefSeq, a predicted model, not a curated record